Messenger RNA from Mercenaria mercenaria, 3743 nucleotides. RefSeq lists its product as uncharacterized. NCBI's taxonomy places the organism in Eukaryota, Metazoa, Mollusca, Bivalvia, Venerida, Veneridae. Bases 1017 to 3572 code for a protein of 851 amino acids. The transcript is spliced from 4 exons. The record is from RefSeq and is a predicted model, not a curated record.
GUCAAUGUGGAUAUUUUUAAAGAUUAAAAGGCAAUAACUCUAAAGUUACUAAAGAAAUACUGACACAAUUGAGUGUGCACUACCAAAUUAUGGUGACCUUAAUUCAGUUAAAGUUCCAUAGUUCUAGGUCAAAUAUGUCUCAAGUUAUGAAGCAGAAAUUACCAUGUUUAUAGUACCCAAUAUAGUUAACUCUAGAAACUUCUAAGGGCCAUAACGCUUGUGUUAUAAUCUGACUGAAACUUGACAGACCGUAUUUCCCUAUUGUUAUAAACAGGUAUAGGAAGUUUUAUUAAAAUAUUCAAAACCACUUCCUAGAUAUAGCUCCGGACGAACGGAUGGACAGAAAGACGACAGAUGACGCAAAAACUAUAUCUCUCCGCCUUCGGCUGGAAAUAAAAAGGUCGGAUAAUUCUAUAUUUGGCAGUGCUUGUCAAUGAUAAUAUACAACGCAAGAUCUGCAUCCAAUAUAAUGGAAUACUUGUUACGAUCACUUCUUUCAAUCCAAGCACUUUUCUCAAUUACUUUGGAAAAUCGGAUGUAUGCUUAGUGCUUUUUCCGACAAAGUACAAUAUUGAUACUCUAAGAAUAGAAUCUGUUGAUUUCUGAAACAUGUUUGUAAAAAAAGUGGAAACCUAUGUGUCGGUCAGUACGAUCAAAAUGAAAAUGUUGCAGGCUGGGUUUGAUUUAGCCUGCUCAUGGACAGUAGCGGAAAUGCAUACUACCGUCCAAGACCUCUAGCCAAAUCAAUAUUUGCUCAUUGUACAAGUACCAACAUGCAAUGUAACAUACGCAUAUUAGUUCAUACGGCGGUGAACUAAAACCUUUCAAUGAAACACUAAAAUGCAGUUGUAUGGCCCCUAAUUAAAUCAUUGGUCCAGAAAUAGGCUAAAUAGCUCUAAACGAGAAUACAACAAACUAGAAUUUAGCAAGGGGAUCCUUGGUUAUGGAGCGUUUUUAUAGAACCAGUUCAAAUGCAACAUUGAAAUGUAGGCACCAUAUCCAAAGAUUUAUGAAAGAUGGCAAGCAAUGGAGCAUAUACACCUGAUACACAAUACUACUGUCGGUAUUUUAGGCUCUUACUUGAGACUGGACCGAAAACAUUACGCAAGUUUCUUAUGCAAGAAGCUUCAAAAUCACACCAAACAAUUCAACAGUUUCUUGCAACACACCAGAAUCAAAUAAUGGUACUAUGUCAAAGAAAUAUUAUAAACAAAGAUCAGUACUUAUUGAUAUUUCCGAAACAACCAAACCAGUUUGAUUUAGAGAGAUGGGACUUGUCUUUGCUUAUUAUAAUAAUAGAUAACUGUUGCGGUACAAAGAACUUGUCAAGAAAAGACAUCAAGUUACUUCGCACAGAGAGAAACAACGUUUGUCAUCCACACAAAACUAGUAUUUCUGUAAAUGACUUUCAGAUGAAAUGGGCUGCAAUUAAAACAGUUCUUGGCAAAAUACUUAUUACUUGUAAUGACCCUGCUUUUGAGAAAAAAACAUUGGAUGAAAUCAAUCAAAUUGAGACAGAUCAUCUUGAUCUUGGCCGCACUAUUGAAAUGUUCCAUGAACAUUCAAAGUAUACGUCAGAGGUUCAACAUCUUAUUGAACAGCUGAAAACUGUGAAAAGUGAUAUUGAAGAAAUUCAACUAAAUCAAAGAAUUUCUCGCGCAGAAAGAAUGGAAGAAAGAAAGAAAAGUGUUGAAUGUUUUGAAAAAUGUAUUGGGUAUCUGCGGCAUUCAGACAAUUUGAGAAAAGAUCCAGAACAUGACCAAAAAGAGCAUCAGGAACGGCAUAUAGAAGUUCUGUAUGAGCAAACAAAGGUAUUGUUGAGCAAGGAAGAACUCUUUGUAGAAACACACCAGUUUCAAAAAGCUAGGGAAAUGUUACAUGACAAAGGAUGCGUAAUUAUUUGCGGGUCUCCAGGAGAAGGGAAAACGGUGGCAGCCUACGAAUUAAUGCGAGAGUACAGUCAACGAAAUGGGAACAGAUGUAUUGAAAUUUCAGAACCUUCUGAGGUGCAUGACAUUGGGCCGAAUACACUCACUGUCGUUUUCAUCGACAAUAUGUUUGGGUAUUUCAGCAUGGACGAAAAGAAGUUUAAAUCAUGGCUUCCUGUUCUUGAGAAAUUGCAAAAUUUAGUUGAAGUGCAGGCAUUCAAACUGAUAAUCGCCAUGGACACGUUGGUACUAAAUGAGUGCCAUAAAGAAAUAUCAGGGUAUUCUUUAUUUGAAAAUCAAGUAUGCCUUUCGUCUGAACAGCUCAAUUUUCUUGAGAAAAAGAAAAUUCUUUCUGCUGUUUUGCAAAUGUCAAGCAAAGAUAAAGAUAAGCCCACGUUAGAUAUUCAAACGUGUGUACAAUCAUGUAACUCCGAUAUGAGUUUUCCAUUUCUAUGUAAAAAGUUUGUAUCUAAUAACAAUUAUUUCAAGGAAAGAGAAUCGUUUUUCAGGCGCAAAAUGCUGCCUCAUUACAAUAUCUUAGAUCAUUUAAGUAAUGAAAAGAGAAAAACACUUCUCUAUAUAUGGAUGCAAGGCGGUAAAUGUUCUUUUGAUGGUACAAGCCAUAACAUAUUAAAUAAACAUGGCCUUUCAGGGACAGGCGCUGACCUGUACAAUAUGAAACAAAACGCAGAUAUACUGCAGGGCGUACUUGUACGCAAAGAGAAUGAUUGUUAUAUGUUCAUUUCCAAAACGAUUUAUGAGUCAGUCGGUAUUUACUUUGCUGAAAAGGGGUCUUGUAAACAAAUCAUUAGCGAAGGUAAUCUCGAGUUUUUCACUAAGUGUAUAAGACUUGCAGAAUAUCCACCGUCUGAGAAUGUUUUCGUUGUUCCUGAGGUUGAGCUGGGAAUUUUGAUAGAAAGAAUUAUAAAAGAUGUUAUUGAGAACAAAAACGUAAUUGAAAUUGUAUCACAUCCAUGCCUAACAAAAAAGGUAUUAGAUACGCUGUUUGACAAGUUAAAUGACAGUGGGAGACUAAGUUCAUUUCUUCUAUCAGAGCGAGAAAAUGUCCAAGGUGGGGGUCCGUUUUUGCAACUUGCUUUAAAACAAUCACUUCCCUUAGAUAGUUUCUUAGAGAAAGUGGUUGGUAGAUUUCCGUGCAAAAAUCAUAUUAUUAGGCUCAGAAGGUGUCAAAUGUGCACAAUGUUUGAAAAGGCAUUUAAUGGUGCUAUAUAUGGAAAAAACCCACUUGCCUUAAUGACAUUGAAAUUCGUAAAAUUCAACGAAAGAGAUGUUUUACUCGAGGCUGUGAAAUUAAAAAAUGUGGCAGCAUAUCAAGUGUUGUCUCAUAUUGUAAGAAAUUCAAGAAAAACAGAUCACGCCUAUCAGCAUGAAGCACUUCACAUAUUAAUAGAAACAUGUUGUGCUGGUAUUGUUACCUUCAUACUGAGUCAGGGAUAUCUCCCAUGUACUCAUUGCUUAAUGUUAGCCUCUCAAUGUAGAACUACCUACUCGUUAUUGAUCAUGAUGUUGCGCAAAUUAAAGCGUUCCAGAAAAUCAGUUCCCAUCGACUCAAGUAUGAUAAAGAUCCUGAGAAAAUUGGAUGACCGACAGAAAAAAGAAAUUUUAGAGAUAAUAGCUUCAUAACGUAAUGUAUAAUUGUGCAUUUGUUUAAAAAACAGAACAAUCAAGCAAUUCAGUCCAAAUGUAUUUGAAACUUUGACUUUUGGAGUUUUGUUAUUACAGAAGAAUAUUUUGAGACCAAUUAAGAUGAAAGUAUUGUAUAAAGCAUAUAUUAUUUAUAAUAAAGAUUCUCGA